AAUUUUGUCGCCUUUUUGCUUGACCUUUUCAUCGUGUCUUUUUCCCUCCCAUUCUUCUCUCUAAAAAAAAUAGAAAAAAAAUAGUCCCAACUUUCCGGCAACCGGCAAUCUUUUUUCCGGCAAUGUCGGACGACAGUGUAUCCGCUCCUCUGUUACACCACGCGCCUGAGCCUCACGUGAUCCUCACCGUGGACGACGAUCAACAAUUAUCAAACGGAGAUACCCAUAUUUCUGACGUGGAUGAUAAUAACAACCCAUAUGUGUUUCUUGGAGCGGAUUGGUUCGAUAUGCCUGGAUCCAGUAGUACUGUUGACCCUUUUAGGAAUAAUACGCCUAGAGUUGAAGGGUUAUAUGAAUGGUUGAAGAUUGUCGUGUGUGUCCCUAUUGCUUUGGUCAGGUUGUUGCUUUUUGGAUUGUCUUUGUGUGUUGGUUAUGUUGCUACUAAGGCUGCUUUGUAUCGUUGGAAAGAUAGACAUAAUCCUAUGCCUAAAUGGAGAUCAAGAUUGAUGUGUGUUACUCGAUUUGCCACGCGUACUAUCCUCUUCUCUUUCGGGUACCAUUGGAUAAGACGAAAAGGAAAACCCGCACCAAGGGAGAUAGCUCCCGUUGUUGUAUCUAAUCAUGUAUCAUACAUAGAUCCUAUCUUCUUUUUCUAUGAGUUGUUUCCUACCAUUGUUGCUUCUGAGUCCCAUGAUUCCAUGCCUUUCGUCGGGACCAUCAUUAGAGCUAUGCAGGUGAUAUAUGUUAAUAGAUUUUCUCCCACUUCAAGGAAGCAUGCUGUUGAUGAAAUAAAGAGAAAGGCUUCUUGCGAUCAAUUUCCCCGAGUGCUUUUAUUUCCUGAAGGGACUACAACCAAUGGAAGAGCGAUUAUUUCAUUUCAACUUGGUGCAUUUAUCCCAGGAUAUCCUAUCCAGCCUGUUAUUGUGCGCUAUCCCCACGUACACUUUGAUCAAUCAUGGGGGAAUGUUUCCCUAGCAAUGCUGAUGUUUAGAAUGUUCACACAGUUCCACAAUUUCAUGGAGGUUGAGUACCUUCCUGUUAUAUCACCUCAUGAGAAUCGGAAAGAAAAUGCUGUACGGUUUGCUCAAAGGACUGGAAAUGCUAUUGCAAGUGCGCUUAAUGUUGUACAAACAUCUCAUUCUUAUGGCGAUGUACUGCUUCUUGGUAAAGCAUUGGAGGCCAAUCAGGAAAAUCCCUCGCUCUAUAUGGUUGAGAUGGCAGCUCUCGAAGCGGAAUUUCAUUUGAGCACUUUGGAGGCUUUAGAUUUUCUGGAUGUUUUCCUUUCAAUGAACCCAGACUCCAGGGGACAGGUCGAGAUUCAUGACUUCCUCAAGGUUUUAAGACUGAAACCGUGUACUCUUUCUGAAAAAAUAUUUGGCUUCAUUGACGUGGAGAAAAACGGUAAAAUAACAUUCAAGCAGUUUUUGGUUGGGUCAGCUCAUAUCUUGAAGCAGCCAUUAUUUCAUCAAGCCUGUGAAUCAGCCUUUACUUCAUGUGAUGUUGAUGGGAAGAACUACAUUCUGGAGCAAGAGUUUGGGAAUUCUCUUAUGCUAUUGAUUCCUGGCUUGAGUAACAAUGAGAUACGUGGAAUCUUCACCUUAUUUGACGCAGAUCGCGAUGGGAAGAUCAGCAAGGACGAUUUUAUCGCCUGCUUAAGAAGAUAUCCUUUGUUGAUUGCCCUUUUCUCACCAUGUGUAUUGCAACAAAGUUGCCCAUAGCAAGGUCACCAGUAUGGAGAAGUGAACUAGGUUGAUGGGCAGAGGCACCAUCAAUUGGUGGAGAAUCCUCUACCACAGAUGUCUAAGAAAUUUUUGUUGCUUAGAUAGUGUGUUUAUCCUUACAAACAUGACUUGGGUGUUAUUUAUAUCCCAUUUGAAUAGUAGAGUUCUUUGGCCAAUGGAUGCAGUGCCUUUAUUUUUUCUUUUAUUUUUAAGUUUCGCUUCAGUUGCUCGAGGGAGGUGAAAGUAAAAAUCUAGGUUCAUGACUUGUAUUAAUUUGUAAACUACACUGCAAAAGCAAAUGAAAUUGUGUACUAUAUUA
Messenger RNA from Lycium barbarum (goji berry), 2040 nucleotides. RefSeq names its product lysophospholipid acyltransferase LPEAT2. The transcript has 14 exons. Lineage: Eukaryota; Viridiplantae; Streptophyta; Magnoliopsida; Solanales; Solanaceae. Gene Ontology annotation, molecular function: lysophosphatidylethanolamine acyltransferase activity; calcium ion binding. The coding region runs from base 123 to 1718 and encodes 531 amino acids. Gene Ontology annotation, biological process: phospholipid metabolic process. The record is from RefSeq and is a predicted model, not a curated record.